Messenger RNA from Penicillium paradoxum, 681 nucleotides. Its product is annotated as ER lumen protein-retaining receptor. Gene Ontology annotation, cellular component: endoplasmic reticulum; cis-Golgi network; membrane. Bases 1 to 681 code for a protein of 226 amino acids. Lineage: Eukaryota; Fungi; Ascomycota; Eurotiomycetes; Eurotiales; Aspergillaceae. Gene Ontology annotation, molecular function: ER lumen protein retrieval receptor activity. The transcript has 2 exons. Gene Ontology annotation, biological process: endoplasmic reticulum to Golgi vesicle-mediated transport; protein retention in ER lumen. The record is from RefSeq and is a predicted model, not a curated record.
AUGAUGAAGGUAUAUCCACGCACACGAGAGAGGGAGCGAGCUUGGAAGCUCGGUCUGUGGUCUGUGAUCGGAGCCGUUAUCCUGACUCCCUUUUCAAUCUUGCUUCUCGACAAGGAGAUUUAUCUCCCAUUGAUCCUCGAAUAUCCCUGGGCCUUCUCCGUUAUUCUCGAGUCUGUGUGUGUUUUGCCGCAGCUGCUUCUACUUCGCCAGACCACCGUCCCGACAGUGAUUGAUUCCUAUUACCUGCUUGCUUUGGGCUCCUACCGGGCAUUCUAUAUUCUCAACUGGAUUAUCCGUAUCUCCAGCAAAGCACCUUUCUACGAUUGGAUCGCGGUCGUGUUUGGAAUUGUACAGACCGCGUUUUAUGUCGACUUCGCUUGGGUAUACUAUUCUCGCCAGCGAGUCAAGCUUCGUAAUGGUGGUGUCGUUGAUUCCGAAGACUACGGAAACAGUUGGCUGGUGAACCGGGUUGUGAAUUUCCGCGCAUCCCGACACUCCACGGACGAAGAACAGCGCCUUCGAGACGAGGAGGAAGAGCUGGAUGGACAAACAAAUAACAACCGAUGGGGUGCUCGCGGUAUUUCCAUUGCAGCUGAUGAUACCCUGGAAAACAAUGGUCACUACAAGGGACAGCACCGUGAUGGUAGCUUAGACGAAUUCUCAGGAGACGAGCAUCGCUAG